AUGCCGGACCAGAUCUCCGUCUCCGAGUUCAUCGCUGAGACCUCCGAAGACUACAACUCAUCCACCACGUCCAGCUUCACUACGGGGCUGCACAACUGCAGGAACACCGUCACGCUGCUGGAGGAGACGGUGAAGCGAAGCCCUGAUUUGAUGCAGUUCUGCUCUGCGUUUACCAGCCAGCCUUUCUGUGCCCUGUUAGGACCGCUCACACUGUGCUUCAUACGCACUGUCUCCUUUCAUCCACAGCGCUUUGUAAGGCAGCAAGCCACCGUUUCCUCUUUGGCAGAUGAGGAAACGGGGGCUCAAAAAGUUGAAGUGACUUGUCAAAGGUCGCGGGACUGA
This is a messenger RNA of Rangifer tarandus platyrhynchus (Svalbard reindeer), 342 nucleotides long. Lineage: Eukaryota; Metazoa; Chordata; Mammalia; Artiodactyla; Cervidae. The record is from the annotation of a GenBank genome assembly.